GCGACGUUUGGCCGGCGCAUAGCUACAGAGGAGGCCGGAACUUCUCCCAUGCGGCGCGCGCUGCCGUCCCAGGCCUGCGCCGACGAGUCCGUCACCGUGAGACACCAUGUCGGCCUUUGUGCGCGUCUCAGGACCGCCAAACAGUAACUUCCUGGUGGGCUAUCCGGGCAUAUCGGCGACACUGCCCCGAAUAGAAGGCAAAGUCGAAAUACGGCCGUUAGUAGGCGUCUCAGCACCCGUCAAUGUGUCCCUCGUCACUAUCGCGCUCCAGCGGCGCGAGACCAUCCACCCUGCCGCCGACUCCGUUACCAAGAAGCACCUGGCCGCCCCGCGCAAAGAGAUCACUGACAUUGUUGGCAAGGAGAUGCUUCUGUUUCGAUGUCCAGCUGGAAGGGAAUACGAGAGCGUGCUGUCCAUGGACCUACCAUUCGUGAUAUUCAUACCAUAUGGCCGAGGAGGGGAAGAAGUAGCGAGGAGAGUGCCGCCCGCGAGCUUGCAAUUACCAAGCCGAACAGCUGAGACAUUCUACGAGCUACUCGUAACGGUGCAGCAGGGACCCUCAGAUCAGAAGAAAUAUCCAUUUCCGGUGCCAAUACAGAGAUACGAUACGCUGUCCACUUUCGGCAUGUAUAACCGACCUGAGAGCGCCGAGCGAGUCACCGACCAUCUGGUCACCCUGGGAAUUAGUCUGCCUCGGUGGAGUUAUGGCCCCUUAGAUCCCGUAUCUGUGUACAUCAAACUGAGCCCGAACCCGGACUGGUUAUCCAAGGCGAAGAAGGUCACUAUACAGAAGAUUACAGUGGGUAUAGACGAAGAGAUUAUCUUUAACCAUGAAGGGGAUGAGCCCACAAGAAAGGUCAAGACGCUGGCGAGGACAACGCAAGCUGUCGGGGUUAAGAUGCCCGAGGCAGGCUAUUUCACCAACCUUGGCCUGGUAUUUCCCGCGAAGGAUCUACGGGACUCGGAAGGCAUAAUACCGCGAGGAAAGAAGGAAUUUCCCAUGUACGCUGUCAAUGGCUUCACGACGACAGGCACGCUCUACAAGAUCGAAUAUUACCUAACAGUCAAGGCACAAAUGUCGUCAGCAAGAGACAUUCUCCUCCGUCAGCCUAUCGUCGUAUGCCCGUUCGAUCACGCCGGCUGCAAGGAAGAGAUGGACGCUAUCGAACAAGCAGCCAAGGACGCCGCACACGUCUCACCCGACAAUCCCAUGCUACCUGCUGCUGCCAUUAUCCGCGCAAAUGACCCGAGCGGCCUACAUGCACUAGGCAUGGCGAUAGUCGGUGGAGCACGGAAGCCCUUGAUCGAGUGAGGAACCUGUGGUUGGUUAUAGGUCGACCAUCGCUAUCACUAGUAGCUGUGUUUCAUCUAUCACCAUAUGGCGGAAGAUCUUGCAGAUAGAGUGCAAAGGCAGUGGUGCUAAGGCAAGAGCGAAAAAGGUCAUGAGCAUC
This is a messenger RNA of Trematosphaeria pertusa, 1451 nucleotides long. RefSeq names its product arrestin domain conatining protein. The transcript is spliced from 3 exons. NCBI's taxonomy places the organism in Eukaryota, Fungi, Ascomycota, Dothideomycetes, Pleosporales, Trematosphaeriaceae. Gene Ontology annotation, cellular component: division septum. The coding region runs from base 107 to 1312 and encodes 401 amino acids. The record is from RefSeq and is a predicted model, not a curated record. Gene Ontology annotation, biological process: division septum assembly.